AUGUCCAUGGCACCAGGUGCGAAUGCGAGUCUAUCCCCGACCUCAACGGAUGAGGGUAGUAAUAAAGAUUACGUGAAGAUGUUAAGAGGCCUACCAGACGGUUUAGCUCACGCGACUACUGCAACGCAGGCACGAUUUGUGAACGAGUAUGAUCCCCUUUAUGAUAAGCCGUAUACCCGUUAUGAACUCAAUACUGGACGCUACCUGGAUGAAGAGCUCUGCCGCGUUCUUGAGGAUGAUCGGCGCUCUCAAACAAAACACCAUUUGCAGACUAAUAAAACAGACAAGGCGUAUAUGCUUGCACUUAUUGCCCACAGUUCAAUUGUGCGCUCUAAGGACUGA
This is a messenger RNA of Trypanosoma theileri, 342 nucleotides long. RefSeq lists its product as uncharacterized. The record is from RefSeq and is a predicted model, not a curated record. Lineage: Eukaryota; Euglenozoa; Kinetoplastea; Trypanosomatida; Trypanosomatidae. Bases 1 to 342 code for a protein of 113 amino acids. The transcript has a single exon.